Neofelis nebulosa (Clouded leopard) is the source of this 3162-nucleotide messenger RNA. RefSeq names its product rabphilin 3A (gene RPH3A). Gene Ontology annotation, biological process: intracellular protein transport. The transcript is spliced from 20 exons. Gene Ontology annotation, cellular component: membrane. Lineage: Eukaryota; Metazoa; Chordata; Mammalia; Carnivora; Felidae. The record is from RefSeq and is a predicted model, not a curated record. Gene Ontology annotation, molecular function: small GTPase binding. Bases 245 to 2524 code for a protein of 759 amino acids.
CACACGUCCCUGUCUGUUGGGCAUCAGCAAAGGGAGGGAAUGACUGUCUGAAUGGGGUUGGAGGACCCUGCGAAUGGGUUCUGCCGGCUGAGCCACCCACCUGCAGAGACAACUAACUUUUCUGGGCGGAGGAGGCAGAGGGGGUGGUGGUCUUCCUGAGCCUUAGGCUUGGCUCGUGAACCCUCUAUGACUCCCCCCGGGGCCACUGCUCCCACAUCUAAGGGCAGAGCGCGCGCGCGCGCGCAUGUGUGUGUAUGUGUGCGUGGUGUGUGUGUCGGGGGGGGGGGGGGGACUUGGUGAUCGAGGGUCACGCGCAGGUGGCUUUGCCGCUGCGGUGGCGGCGGUCGCAGAGGCGACACCGCUGGAGGCAGAGGAGGACGGGCAGCCGGCCCACCAUCGCUGCGGGCGGGAGCACCGAACUUCUGCCAUGACCGACACCGUGUUCAGCAACAGCUCUAGCCGUUGGAUGUGUCCCAGUGACCGACCCCUUCAAUCAGAGCUCCAGGCAGGCUGGCCCGUCCAUCCCAGCGGUCCGCCCGACAGACAGAGGAAGCAGGAAGAGCUGACAGAUGAGGAGAAGGAAAUCAUCAACAGAGUGAUCGCUCGAGCCGAGAAAAUGGAAGAGAUGGAGCAGGAGCGAAUUGGGCGCCUGGUGGACCGUCUGGAGAACAUGAGGAAGAACGUGGCUGGGGACGGGGUGAACCGCUGCAUACUGUGUGGAGAACAGCUGGGGAUGUUGGGCUCCACCUGUGUGGUGUGUGAGGACUGUAAAAAGAACGUCUGCACUAAGUGUGGGGUGGAGACCUCCAAUAACCGCCCGCAUUCCGUGUGGCUCUGUAAAAUCUGCAUCGAGCAGAGAGAGGUGUGGAAGCGUUCUGGAGCGUGGUUCUUCAAGGGAUUCCCCAAACAGGUCCUCCCACAGCCUAUGCCUAUAAGGAAGACCAAGCCCCAGGAGCCUGUCAGUGAGCCUGCUGUCCCUGAGCAGGUCACUCCUGAGCCCAAGCAUGCUGCCCGGGCUCCAACCCGAGGUGACACGGAAGACCGGAGGGGCCCAGGUCAGAAGACAGGUCCUGACCUGGCCUCUGCCCCCGGGCGAGGAAGCUAUGGGCCUCCUGUGCGCAGGGCCUCCGAGGCACGCAUGAGCUCAUCCAGCCGGGACUCAGAGAGCUGGGACCAUGGCCACGGUGGGGCUGCCGCUGACUCCAGCCGGAGCCCAGCCGGUUUGCGACGGGCAAACUCAGUCCAGGCCUCCAGACCGGCCCCCGCCUCCGUGCAGAGCCCAGCCCCUCCACAGCCCGGGCAGCCAGGGCCUCCAGGAGGCGGCAAAGCCAGCCCUGGGCCAGCAGGACGCUUUCCAGAUCACAGACCAGAGGUGGCUCCCGGUGAGCCCAGCUACGCAGGGGCCACCGCCCCAGCCCGGGAGGACAGAACAGGGGGAGCUGGGGGCUACUCAGCAGCUGGAGCCAGGGAGGACCGAGGGGGCCACCCACCAGGCCCCUAUUCCCAAGCGGCUGCUGUGGCUCCCCAGCCCGCUGUGGCCCCUGCCCGCCAGCCCCCGCCCCCGGAGGACGAGGAGGAAGAAGCCAACAGCUACGAUUCGGAUGAAGCAACCACCCUGGGUGCCCUGGAGUUCAGUCUUCUCUACGACCAGGACAACAGCUCCCUGCACUGCACCAUCAUAAAAGCCAAGGGACUGAAGCCCAUGGAUUCCAACGGCUUGGCUGAUCCUUACGUUAAGCUGCAUCUCCUGCCGGGAGCCAGCAAGUCCAACAAGCUUCGUACAAAAACCCUGCGGAACACCCGGAACCCCGUGUGGAACGAGACACUUGUCUAUCAUGGCAUCACAGACGAGGACAUGCAGAGGAAGACGCUCAGGAUCUCUGUCUGUGACGAGGACAAAUUUGGCCAUAACGAGUUUAUCGGUGAGACCAGAUUCUCACUCAAGAAACUGAAGCCUAACCAGAGAAAGAACUUCAACAUCUGCCUGGAGCGGGUGAUCCCGAUGAAGCGUGCUGGAACCACCGGGUCAGCCCGAGGCAUGGCCCUUUAUGAGGAGGAGCAGGUGGAACGAAUUGGUGACAUAGAGGAACGCGGCAAGAUCCUGGUGUCCCUCAUGUACAGCACACAGCAGGGAGGCCUCAUCGUGGGCAUCAUACGCUGCGUGCACCUGGCCGCCAUGGAUGCCAAUGGCUACUCAGAUCCAUUUGUCAAGCUCUGGCUGAAACCGGACAUGGGAAAGAAAGCCAAACACAAGACUCAAAUAAAGAAGAAAACCUUGAAUCCUGAAUUUAAUGAGGAGUUCUUCUAUGACAUCAAACAUAGUGACCUGGCAAAGAAGUCCCUGGACAUCUCGGUCUGGGACUACGACAUUGGAAAAUCCAACGAUUACAUCGGAGGCUGCCAGCUGGGGAUCUCAGCCAAGGGAGAGCGCUUAAAACACUGGUACGAGUGUCUGAAAAACAAGGACAAGAAGAUUGAGCGUUGGCACCAGCUACAGAAUGAGAACCACGUGUCGAGCGAUUAGGAUGCCCCCCGCCAGGUCCCCAGCUCCACGCCCCACCCCCAUGCCAGCUCACCCACCCGCCUACCCCAGCUGCCCUUUGCACUCCGGUCCCUCUUCUCUCCGCCUCCUCCGCCCCUCCCCUCCCUGCACCUGCCUUUGAGGUGCCCCCCCCCACCUUGGGCACCACUGCCAAAGACCUUCUCCUCCCUCCCUCUGCGAUGCUGUGGCGCGGGCCCUGAGUGUAGCCUGUCUCUGAUCCCUCUAGGAUGGGGCAGCAGGGAGAGGGAAGGGGCGAUUUUGACAAGGAGGUUGGAAUUUAAUGACCUCUCUGGGUAAACGGCAAAGGUUCCUCAUCAUUUAGAACUGUUUUUAGACCCUCCUAGCCUCGAACACACACACACACACACACACACACACACACACACACACACAACUUGCGUGUCGUGUCUGCGCAUAUCCUCAGUUGUCAGCAGACCCGGACAAGGCUGUGAGGACCAGCACUGGGGCAGAAACAGAGCAUCCAGGCCAGGCUGCCCCUCCACAGCAUUACCCGCCCCCACCGAUGGCCAGGAAAACAGACCACCGGGUUUAAACUCCCCGGUGACUAGGAACACACCCUCCCGGCUCCAGAUGCGUCAAGAAAUGGACGCACGGAACAC